AUGCCUAGUGGCUACUCAAAUAAAGUUUAUGUUAAAAUGUCUCAAACGAUGCGAGCUAACGUACAACAAGAAAUAUUGAUUGAUGGACAAUUUGCAGGAUCUGGAAUUCCAUCUGUUGACAUAACAGAUAUUCACGAUCGUCGUAAACCUGCAAAUAUUAGAUCUCGUGGUGAAGGUAUUUAUGUAGCUGAAUUUACACCAUCAUCAGAAGGACUACAUCGUGUUGAUAUAGCAUGGAGUGAUUAUCCAAUAGCAAAAAGCCCAUUUAAUGUUCAAGUAUUUCCACAUUUUGAACCACAUAAAGUUAUUGUUGACGGUCCAGGUAUUCGAAGUGGUGUACCAGCAUCUUUACCAACCAAUUUUCGUGUCGAUACAAGAGAAGCUGGUUUUGAACAUCUUGAUAUUCUAAUCAAAAAUUUUGAAGGUUUGAUUGUUCCAAAUAAAAUAAAUGAUAAUAAAGAUGGUACCUACAACGUCCAUUAUCGCCUUGAGGAUGUUGGCCUUUAUACAGUUAAUGUUAAUUAUGGUGGAAUACCCGUUAACAAUUCACCAUUCAUUGGUACGCCAGAUUAUAAGGCCGGAGAUGAGAUAUAUUAUCGUGAUCAUAUCCAAGAGACACACACAUCAAAACACGUUGCCAGUCAAUAUCGAUCUGUUGAUUUUCGAUUACUAGUUGUUGGUGGCCAUAUGAGCGAUAUUACAGGUACGUGUCAUUUUAUGAUUAUAAGAAUUAUAUAGUGAACAAAAUAAAAAGAGAAAUCAUGAACAUCGAUGAGACUACAUUGAAUGUAUAUGUCGUAGGAGAAAUUAAAAUUCAGAAAAAAUUAAAAUUUUAUUUUCUCCUAGGCGAAAUUAAAAUUGUAACUUUUCCUUGAAAAAAUCUAGGAAAAGAUGAAAUUUUACUUUGUCCUAGACCAAAUUAAAAUUUUAACUUUUCCUUAGAGAAAUUUUAAAUUUUCCUAAACAAAAA
This is a messenger RNA of Didymodactylos carnosus, 970 nucleotides long. The record is from the annotation of a GenBank genome assembly. NCBI's taxonomy places the organism in Eukaryota, Metazoa, Rotifera, Eurotatoria, Philodinida, Philodinidae.